This is a messenger RNA of Syngnathus typhle (broad-nosed pipefish), 1784 nucleotides long. RefSeq names its product cytohesin-4-like. The record is from RefSeq and is a predicted model, not a curated record. NCBI's taxonomy places the organism in Eukaryota, Metazoa, Chordata, Actinopteri, Syngnathiformes, Syngnathidae. Gene Ontology annotation, molecular function: guanyl-nucleotide exchange factor activity. The transcript has 13 exons. Gene Ontology annotation, biological process: regulation of ARF protein signal transduction. The coding region runs from base 137 to 1336 and encodes 399 amino acids.
GGUGACUUCCUGUUUUUUUUUCUUGGGUGAAUGUGUCUGUCAUUCAAGUGUCACUUUGGAUGCUUUGUGCUGAAGCAGCAUCCACAGCAGCUCACUCUGCUUUUGUCACGCUGCGUUUUUUAUUUUGGUGGAGCUCAUGACUGACAGCCACAUGGUUCUGUCGGGUUUCACAACGGCCGAAAUGUUGGAGUUGGAGAGCAUCAAGAUGCACAAGAAAGGACUUCUGGAUGACAUCCAGAAACUCAAGGAUGAGAUUGACAGCGUAAUGGCCGAGAUUCUCAAUUUCGACUUGGCCGAGACCGAGGAAAGCAAAAGCGUGGGAAGGAAACAAUUCUCCAAUGGGAAGAAAAAGUUCAACAUGGACCCAAAGAAGGGUAUCAAUUACCUGGUGGAGAACAGGUUAUUGGAGAAGAGCGCUGCAUGCAUCGCCGACUUCCUCUACAAGGAGGAGGGCCUCAACAAGACGGCCAUCGGAGAGUUCCUGGGAGAAAGGGACGAGCUCCACCUGCAAACCUUGAAGGCCUUUGUGGAACUUCACGAGUUCUCCGACCUCAACUUGGUCCAGGCGCUGAGACAGUUCCUGUGGAGUUUCCGUCUGCCCGGCGAGGCCCAGAAGAUCGACCGCAUGAUGGAGGCCUUUGCCGCGCGAUACUGCCAAUGCAACGUAAACGUCUUCCAGUCCACCGACACGUGCUACAUCUUGUCGUUCGCCAUCAUCAUGCUGAACACCAGCUUGCACAACCCCAACGUGAAGGACAAGACCACGCUGGAGCGAUUCGUUUGCAUGAACAAAGGCAUCAACAACGGCCGCGACCUCCCCGUGGAGCUGCUCUCGAAACUUUACGAGAGCAUCCGCAAGGAGCCCUUCAAGAUUCCCGAGGACGACGGCAACGACCUGACGCACACGUUCUUCAACCCCGACAGAGAAGGAUGGCUCCUCAAGCUGGGCGGCCGAGUGAAGACGUGGAAGAGGCGAUGGUUCAUCCUCACCGACAACUGCCUCUACUACUUUGAGUUCACCACCCAGGACAAAGAGCCUCGAGGCAUCAUCCCUCUGGAGAACCUGUGCGUCCGGGACGUCCCCUUUCCCCGCAAACCUUACUGCCUGGAGCUGUACAACCCCAACAGUCGAGGUCAGAAGAUCAAAGCGUGCAAGACGGAGACGGACGGCCGCGUGGUGGAGGGCAAGCACCAAUCGUACGCCAUCUGCGCUGCCAGCGCCGGCGAGAGAGACUCCUGGAUCCACGCCAUCAGGGCGAGCAUCACCAGGGACCCUUUCUACGACCUGGUGUCCCAGCGCAAGAAGAAACUAAUCAAGCAGAACCAGGAGGACUGAACCAGACACCGGUCGACAGAACUCACGCGCCGGCGGACAUUUUGGAUCCAAAUCGUUUCCUAUUGACGGAAGCGGGUGUUGAGCAAGUUGUUGAACACGGUCGCCCGCCCGCCCGCCCGCCCGCCCGAUAAGUGGAGUGGCGCCAUCCGACGGAGAAAUGAAGCCCAAAGAUUAGAUUAGGCUCAAAAAGCGUGGCACGCCGCGAAAAUAGGAAUGUGUCUUUUGGGGAAGUUUGCUGACAAAUGAGGGUGCAGCUCUUUCAGGAUUGAACCAUUCAUCACUUCCUCUUGCCGGGGAGUCGACUUCUGCUUCAGAAAUACUUGUAAAUAUAAAAAAUAUUUUUUGCCGUUGAAUCAUUUCAUGACUAAUGCCUAAAAAUGGCUUUUUGUGUAAAAGUAUGUGUUACGUGUUGAGCAUUGUUCCUAAUAUAAAAGUGAAUCAAAGUGAA